This is a messenger RNA of Misgurnus anguillicaudatus (oriental weatherfish), 2790 nucleotides long. RefSeq lists its product as uncharacterized. NCBI's taxonomy places the organism in Eukaryota, Metazoa, Chordata, Actinopteri, Cypriniformes, Cobitidae. The record is from RefSeq and is a predicted model, not a curated record. Gene Ontology annotation, molecular function: DNA-binding transcription factor activity; RNA polymerase II cis-regulatory region sequence-specific DNA binding. Gene Ontology annotation, biological process: regulation of transcription by RNA polymerase II.
UGAUGGAAGUGAAAGAGGAGAGUCAAGCUGAAGUGGAUGAGAAACAUCAUAUUGUAAAAAUAAAUCAUAAUGUUUCACAGAAAGAAACUCUGAAGACAGAAGACAUAAAGUGUGAAAAUAGUUUCAGUGAAGAUGAACGCCCUGCAGAUCACAAGAGGACUCACAGUGAGGAGAAACCUUUCACAUGUCAACAGUGUGGAAAGAGUUUCACUUUUCAAUCGAGCCUUAGCCGGCACAAGAAAACUCACAAGGGGGAAAAGCCACACGCGUGCCAGCAUUGUAACAAGAGUUUCACAGAUACAACUAAACUUAAGAUACACAUGAUGUCUCACACUGGAGAGAAACCAUUCACAUGUCAUCUGUGUGGAAAGAGUUUCAGAACAAAUUCUACCCUUAAAGUACACAUCAGGAUUCACACUGGAGAGAAACGACACGCGUGCCAUCAGUGUGGAAAGAGUUUUAUAACUGCAGGUGAACUUAAGAUACACAUGAUGUCUCACACUGGAGAGAAACCACAUGUGUGCCAUCAGUGUGGAAAGAGUUUUACAACUGCAAGUUUCCUUAACAGACAUUUGAAAAUUCACACCGGAGAGAAACCUUACACGUGUCAACAGUGUGGAAAGAGUUUCAUCUUUCCAUCGAACCUUAAUCGCCACAUGAAAACUCACAUUGAGGAAAAGCCACACGCGUGCCAUCACUGCGACAAGAGUUUCCCAGAUACAAGUGAACUUAAGAUACACAUGAGGUCUCACACAGGAGAGAAACCUUACACUUGUCAUCAGUGUGGAAAGAGUUUCUCUAUUGAAAGUAACCUUAAGAUGCAUGAAAGGAUUCACACUGGAGAGAAACCGUUCACAUGCCAUGAGUGUGAAAAGAGUUUCAAAACAAAAUCUCACCUUAACACACAAGAGAAUCCACACUCGAUAGAAACCAUUCAUGUGUCAACAGUGUGGAUAUGGCAACAACGUUUAUAUUGAGAGCUGAGGUCUUAUUAAAAAAACUGUCUGGAGGAUCCUUACUAAAAGUCAACAUGCGCAAAAAAGCCCAAAAUGUCUGGACUUGUGUUCUUGUGGACUUCAUCAGUCUGGGCCCAAGUACUGCUCCAAUUCCAAGUUUGCAUAAAGCCAAGUUCAAAUAACAUCAUCAGAUGUGUUCUUGAUUUGCUCAUUUGAUCGAGGAUACAUCAGAAGGUGACUUGUGUGGGCUUGUAUCAGACAAGUUUUCCAGAACUUCAAAUCUGUGGUCAGUUAGUAAAAAUAUGACCUAAUAUUAAAAUUUCCUCUGACAAUUUUGGAUAUUUGGGUUCAAGUUGAUCAGCGGGCAGUCAGUGUCGUGUACACCGCCGAGGGCAGAUUCAUCUCUGCAAGUCCUUCUGAAAUGUGCCGCUGGCUCAGUGCAGCUGCUCUGCCCUUCAGUGUGUAGUGGAAGAUUUUUAUUAUGCUUUUAUUUUCAUAUUAUUAUGUUUUAUUUUUCAUCCUAUUUUUCAUUUUUUAAUUACAAUCAUAAGCUCACAAAUUGUGAUUCAUAUGGAGAUCAUGUUUUUCUGUUAAUGCACAUAAUUAUGCUUUUUCUGUCUUUUCAGCAAAUACAAUGUCCAAGGACUUAAACAUCAUGUACCAGCAUGUACUGUCCUAUAUGAUAAGAUAUUUAACUGUUUAUGUUCUUAAUCAAUGACAAACUGAAGGUUAUCUUCUAGAUGACGUAAAAACAGAUGAUUGUAGGUAUUUCAGCAUCUUACUAUAAAUGUGUGUUCAACCUUGUAAUCGGGGCUCUUGGGUUUAGGCUUCUAGCACCAGGGAGUGAGAGCCUAUUCUGCAGAAUAUAUAAAAUUCAGACAAAGAAAAUUCUGUCGACAGUGUGUCUGUGUGAUCCUUGACUUUCACUCUUAGUGAGUAUUAUUUGAUGCGGCUAAAAUUCCACGACUGGUGGUCAAACAUGAAAUAUUCCCUUUGGAUAUAUAUCUGGCAUUUUUCUGUCUCUUUAUUAUUCAUAUGAAGUCUGUUAUUUGUUGUUAUAGUUUUAACUGAUGUUAAAGUUAAGUUUCAUAACUUAAAUCACAUAUUCUAUAGAAUCUUAACACUGAAUCAUUGCCUUUGUAUUUUAACUAGAUUUUUUACUUGUGUUUACUUCAUGUUGUACAAACAUUUUGUACUUUUUUAAUAAACGUGCAUGUGGUCUGGUUGCGGUGAGAUUUUGGCAUUUUCUUGUGGUCUUGUUUAUUGCGGCAAAUAGUAUGCCAUACAGAACUGUUUGCCACUGAAUCUGCAUUAAUGACGACAGUGGGGUCUCUGGCCUUAGUCAAACGGGUUGGUGUGUAUAUGGUCAGGUUGUGGUGAGAUUGUGGCGUUAGAGAUUGAGGUUAGGUCAUGUCAAGGGUUUAUGCACCGAGUUACGAGAAAGGAGCAUCUUCAGGAGAUUAAAGGGCUGAGGAGUAGUGUGGCAGAGGGUCACUCAAUUGACCAUCCCACAGAGUCUCAUGAGUGCCUCAAGUAUGCAUUAAGGGAUAUCAACAUCAAGUCCUAUACAACAGAUCUAUGACCAGCACCUGUAUACAGAUGGUUCUAAAGAUUCUGCCUCUACGAGAACUGUUUCUGCAGUGAAUAUCCCUACAUUUCAAUGCAAUAUCAGCAAAAGAAUAACUGAUAAUGCUACCCAGUCUCAUGUAGAUGCGUAUAAAUAGCAUGAAGUGUAAAAAUUGUGCAAUACAUACGCCAAAUUCCAAUUUGGCAUGCAUAUGAUACGCCAGUCCUUCCCAUUCACUUAAACGGUGCAUCUUUUUUUGUUGUUUCC